GGGUAAAUAAAAUGUAAAAGGAAUUUCAGUAAUUAUGCUUAUUUGGUGCGAUGUAUAAAUUAUUUGGAGGGAUGAAUAUGGUGUCAUUUCUAUAAUUUCCAAAAGAUGACAAUCAGUCGGUACGAUGAACUCGUUGAAAUGCUUUUCCAUAAUGCAUCCAUGUUGCUAAUGUCGUUGGUAGUUUGUACAUUUGUUUGCUGCAAACAUCACAGAAAACCGAAGGAUCCAAAAUUCAUUGAUGAAAACGACCCUCUUGCCAAAACGUUGUAUAAUAUUAAAACCGAUAUUGCAUUCCCAAAAAGAGUAAUGGAAGAAAAGCAACAAAGUCCUCGGACAGAUGCAAUCGCCAUGAGUUGGAGUUAUGAAUAUGAAAGCAAUAUGCCACCAUCACUUUCGCUGUCAUCCUCGCCAACAUUUAUAAAUUCCAAAAAAUACUUGAAAUUGAAAAGUUCUGGUGAUACCCAGGAACGAAAUUCAGCAAAUCCACAAAAUCCAAUACCACAGCAGUUGCCGCUUAGGCUACAACAAAACCCAAACGCAGCCAUUUCCAUAAGGGUAUAA
Loa loa (African eye worm) is the source of this 561-nucleotide messenger RNA. RefSeq lists its product as hypothetical. Lineage: Eukaryota; Metazoa; Nematoda; Chromadorea; Rhabditida; Onchocercidae. The transcript is spliced from 2 exons. The record is from RefSeq and is a predicted model, not a curated record. Bases 106 to 561 code for a protein of 151 amino acids.